Messenger RNA from Protopolystoma xenopodis, 333 nucleotides. Lineage: Eukaryota; Metazoa; Platyhelminthes; Monogenea; Polystomatidea; Polystomatidae. The record is from the annotation of a GenBank genome assembly.
AUGGAGUGCCUUCCUCUCGAGGAGCAGAGAUGGUUUCAUCCUGACCUAACACGUUACGCUGCAGAAGGUCUGUUAAGAAACGAAUGCGAAGGCAGUUUUCUUAUACGUCGGAGCGAGACUAUUCGGACAGACUACUCCCUAAGUAUCAAACAUAGCGGCUUCUUGCACAUGAAGAUUUCUCGGAACCCGAAAGGCCAGUACAUUCUCGGCGAAUAUAGCCAACCUUACUCCAGCAUCCCUCAAAUGAUCUAUCAUUACGCCCGUACCCUUGUUCCCGUGCGCGGCGCCGAUACAGUCACUCUCUGCAACUCUGUUCUACGUCAAUCUCUCUAG